This is a messenger RNA of Trichoderma citrinoviride, 1364 nucleotides long. RefSeq lists its product as hypothetical. NCBI's taxonomy places the organism in Eukaryota, Fungi, Ascomycota, Sordariomycetes, Hypocreales, Hypocreaceae. The annotation marks the transcript as partial. The record is from RefSeq and is a predicted model, not a curated record. The transcript has 3 exons.
UAUGGACCAAAUCCCGAUCCAAUGCAUGCACGAUGCUCGCAUGGAAAAGGGGGCCCCUCUCACCGUCGCCACGGCCCAACCAGCGGCAAUGCCGACCCAGAACGUGCUGCCCGACCCUCCGUCAGCCCCAGCCAGGCCUGGGCGGCACCGUGUCCAGCGGUCGCUGACGGACUUCAUGGGCGACAGGGCGCGCCGGGGCAGGGCGGACGAUGACGAGACACCGACGGCGACGACACUGCAGCAGACUCAGCGCCAGGGACAGCCUCUCGAUCGGGUGCAGACGCUCGAUCGCAUACAGACGCACAGGAUGCGGCGCUCAGUGGACGUGCCGCGCUCGGGGGCCGUGACGCCCAUCAUCAGCCCGAAUCACAGCCGGCGCGCCAGCUUGCUGAUACCCAAGGAUGGCGAUGACAAGCUCGACUUUUCGCGGAUCGGCAAGGAGGACAAGGACAGAGAGAAGAACAAGGCGAAGGACAAGCUGCAGGGCGACAGGGCAAAGGACAAGGCCUCGUCUGGCACCGACGAGCUGCGACAAUCCCUCGCGGAGCUCAGCAACUUCUCCGCCGAAACGGCGCAACAGCUAGACCAGACGCACUAUGCCUUGCUUGAGAAAACGAGCAGUCUGCAGGUCAUGGUCAAGGCCCUCAAGGACCUGGCGCAGGCGUCGUGCGACCUCCAGAUGGGAUUCGAUAUGGCUACGCAAGAGCUCGAGACGGACGUUACAAACCAGCUACGGAAUAUCGGGCAUUUCGAAUCACAACAGUCCACGAUCGAGACUCUGCAGAAUCGCAUACACCUAGGAAGGCAGACCGCCGACAAGCUGGCCGCGCGAGUGGAUGUGGUGCGCAAACAAAUCGAGGGCUGGGAGCGCGCCGACAGGGCAUGGCGGGAGAAGACGCGCAAGCGGUUGAGAAUCACCUGGGCGGCUCUGUUGACCGUUGUCUGCAUCAUCGGUAUUCUGUUCAUGUCCUUCAGCUACAGAGGUGCUACACAGGGCGACUCGAUAGGGUCUCGCGGCUCGUGGAGAAACACCACGCCCGAUUCCAAAGGCCCCGAGCAGGACCUUGCGGCAAACAGCAACGGCGACGGGGCGGAGGUGACACGGGCUUGGGAAGUACCACCAGCUGACGACGAGCCGCUGCGGAUAUUUGACGAGCUAUGACCGGGCCUGCGGCGACGGAGAACGGCCGCAGCCUCACAUGCGCGUCUGUUACGCAGCACCGGAUUCGACAGCGCCAAUCGGAUUUGCAGUCAAUAGCUCGGGACAGGAACCGCUUAGGCACGAGACCAGUCCUCGGCGUCACCGAGCAAGCUUGGCCCAGCUGCUGGUCACGGUGGCAUUAUGCGGAGACGGGCUUGUAGCA